Theobroma cacao (cacao) is the source of this 3536-nucleotide messenger RNA. Its product is annotated as Pentatricopeptide repeat (PPR) superfamily protein. The record is from RefSeq and is a predicted model, not a curated record. NCBI's taxonomy places the organism in Eukaryota, Viridiplantae, Streptophyta, Magnoliopsida, Malvales, Malvaceae. Gene Ontology annotation, molecular function: protein binding.
GCUUGAGUUGAAGCUUUUCGGCUGUUAGACGUGAUUUCAAAGGUCUGAAAAAAGAACAGAAAAGACGAGUGACAGACAAAGGAUGACAAGGUCGACGAACCAGGCAGCGAUGGUUGUCUCCCUGGGAAUCAUCCAGCUAUCCGAGAGGUUGGACUUCCUUGGGGCAAAAAGCCUGCAGUUUCACCCUUUGUUUAGCUAUCAGCAAUUGUAAAGGUAAAGAGGUAAAGGACAUCAAACCACUCUCUCCCGCCAACAAAAGACAAAACCAUAACACUCCACCGUUACAUGGGAACUACAAAGCUUACCUUAGCUCUCCUCAAGAACACCAAAAAUCCAAAGCUAGCAUGGCAACUCUUCAAGCGAAUUCAGUCUUUACCCACAGAUUCCUCCUUUCUUCCGUCAGUGCCCACCAUUUCCCGCAUUCUUAUUCGUUCGAAUAUGCUUCAAGAAAUCGACCAUCUUCACCACCUUCUCUUAUCCUCACAACCCCAACUAAAUCCCCUAUCUUCCCUCAUCUCCCUUGUCAAACUCUUAGCUAGAUCAGGUUUCUUUGAUAGAGCAUUUUCCCAAUUUCAAUCUAUCAGAAUAAAAUUCCCUCAAAACCCACCUUCCAUAUGUUUGUAUAAUGUUCUCUUUGAAUGUUGUAUUAAAGAAAGAUGUUCAGAUUAUGUGCUUUGGUUGUAUAAAGAUAUGGUCGGUGCCGGUGUUUCUCCACAGACUUAUACUUUUAAUCUUUUGAUUUGUGGGUUAUGUGAUUUGGGUCAUUUGGACGACGCUAGAGAGUUGUUUGAUAAAAUGUCUGAGAAAGGUUGCGUGCCGAACGAGUUUAGUUUUGGCAUUUUGGUUCGUGGGUAUUGUAGAUUCGGGCUUGCUGAUAAAGGGGUGGAGCUUUUAGAUGACAUGAGAAGAUUUGAGAUUAGGCCAAAUAGAGUUGUGUAUAAUACUUUGAUUUCAAGUUUUUGUAAGGAAGGGAAAACUGAUGAUGCUGAAAAAUUGGUAGAAAGAAUGAGAGAGGAUGGUUUGUUUCCAGAUGUUGUGACAUUCAAUUCUAGGAUAUCGGCUCUUUGCAGGGCAGGUAAAAUUCUUGAAGCAUCAAGGAUUUUUAGGGAUAUGCAAAUGGAUGAAGAGUUGGGGCUACCUCGGCCGAAUGUUAUAACCUAUAAUCUAAUGCUUGAGGGGUUCUGUAAGCAAGGGAUGCUGGAGGAAGCGAAGACCUUGGUUGAGUCUAUGGAGAAAAAAGGUGAUUUGAUGAAUUUAGAGAGUUAUAAUAUUUGGUUGUUGGGGUUGCUAAGGAAUGCCAAGCUAGUAGAGGCUCAAUUAGUUCUUAAAGACAUGAUAUAUAAGGGUGUAGAACCUAAUAUUUACUCAUAUAAUGUCGUGAUGGAUGGACUAUGUAAGAAUGGGAUGCUUUCUGAUGCAAGAAUGGUGAUGGGUUUUAUUAUAAGCAGUGGUCUAUCUCCUGAUACAGUAACUUUUAGCACUUUACUGCACGGGUACUGUUGUAAAGGGAGGUUAUAUGCAGCAAAUAGUAUUCUACAUGAGAUGAUGAGAAAUGGUUGUUUCCCUAAUACUUAUACUUGCAAUAUUUUGCUGCAUAGCCUAUGGAAAGAGGGUAAAAUAUCAGAGGCAGAAGAUUUACUGCAAAAGAUGAAUGAGAAAGGUUAUGGUGUGGAUACUGUGACCUGCAAUAUUGUAAUUGAUGGCUUGUGUAAAAGUGGGAAAUUAGACAAAGCUAUGGAAAUUGGAAAUGAGAUGUGGACACAUGGAAGUGCUGCUCUAGGUAACCUAGGAAACUCAUUUAUUGGCCUAGUUGAUGAUGCUAACAGUAGCAAGCAAUGUAUUCCUGAUUUAGUUACCUAUUCAAUCAUAAUUAGUGCUCUAUGCAAGGCUGGAAGGCUUGAUGAAGCUAAAAAGAAAUUCAAAGAGAUGAUGGGGAAAAACUUGCAACCUGAUUCAGUUAUUUUUGAUAUUUUCAUACAUAUAUUUUGUAAAGAAGGAAAGAUCUCAUCUGCAUUUCGAGUUCUCAAGGACAUGGAGAAAAAAGGAUGCAACAAGAGCCUACAAACUUAUAAUUCACUGAUACUUGGCUUGGGAAGUAAAAAUCAAAUAUUUGAAAUUUAUGGACUUGUGGAUGAGAUGAGAGAAAGAGGGAUUACUCCCAAUGUUUGCACUUACAAUAAUAUCAUUCGGUGUCUUUGCGAAAAUGGAAAAAUGCAAGACACGACUUCUAUCUUGGAUGAAAUGCUGCAAAAGGGUAUAAACCCUAAUAUUUCUUCUUUCAGGAUGUUAAUAGAAGCUUUCUGCAAGGCGUGCGAUUUUGGAGUAGCACAGGAGUUAUUUGAGAUUGCUCUUAGCAUAUGUGGUCACAAGGAAGCCCUUUAUAAAUUAAUGUUCAAUGAGUUACUUGUUGGGGGACAACUGUCAGAAGCUAAAUUGGUCUUUGAAGCUGCAUUAUAUAGAUCUUUUCAUCUGGGUGGCUUCCUUUACAAGGAUCUCAUUGAGAAACUUUGUAAAGACAAGAAGUUAGAGGAAGCUAGUCGUAUUUUACACAAGAUGAUUAACAAAGGAUACAAAUUUGAUCCUGCAACAUUCAUGCCAGUGGUUGAUGAAUUGGGCAAAAGAGGAAACAAGCAUGAGGCUGAUGAGCUUGCAGAGAAGAUGAUGGAGAUGGCUUCAGAUGGUAGGGUGGGGAAUAAGAUUUAUCUAAAUGCAAGGGAACCAAUCCAUAGAAAAGAAAUUAAGUUUGGUGGAGAUGACUGGCAGACAAUAGUGCACAGAGAUGAUGGCAGUGGAAUUGCUUUGAAAGCUCUUAAACGAGUACAGAAAGGCUGGGGUCAGGGAAGUAUAUCACGUUUGCAGCCCCACAAAAACAAGUUUCAUGAUUAUUGGGAAGGAGAUGGUUGAAUUACCAUUGGUCUAAAAAUAGUAAGUCCACGAAUGACUAACCAGAGGUUUAUUUGUCAUUCAUGGGGAUUUGCUAGGCAGUGCACUCAUGCAAAUUCAUUCAUUUUAAUUUCACUGGCUUUGGGAGUCAGGAUUGCACCCGCCUGCAGGCCGAUGAUGUGGGUUGGAUGGCAAUAUGCCAAGCUCAAUGAAGCAUUGUUUUUGGUUCUCGAAAUUAGAAUUCUUUUUGCCAAGCUCCCAUUUGGUAAUUGCAAUCCAUUUGGUAUUUGCAGUACUUCCUGAUGCCCUGAUGCUCUCUUGGAGAGGCUCAACUUUAUUGCCUUGAGAGAAUGUGUUCAUUUCAGAUUCUAGAUUGGGUAACCUCAUACUUAUUCUCCUUCACCAAUGAUAUGCUAAUUUUUGAGGAAGGCUCCGUUUUUUUUUUUUUUGAGAGAGAUUCUAUCAUCUAUUACAUUGGAUAGAGUUUCAUACUACUUUCUCAAUGUUAAUGUGAUGAACGGAUUAGUGCAUCGCAGUAAAAACCCGGAAGUGAACAUGGUAUGUGAUUAGUGCCUAAAACAGGAAUUGAAUGUAACCCAUGUAAGGAUAUUGUCAAUGAGUCAGAAAUCUAAGUGUAAUUUGAGUUUCGUUGA